AAUGCUAGUUAUCAGGUGGAUAUCCCUGAAUUAGUAGAUGCAGAAAUCCGGUUCUCAUGGUUGGCUGCUCAUGUGUCAAGUCCAGUGAAGUGCAAUGGGUUGUACUACUGGUUGGAUACUGCUGGAAACCUAGGAAUAUUUGACCCCAAGGACAACGAAUGUAGUUGGACCGUUUGUGACAAGCCCCUACGAAGACUCAAUAACUCACAACAAAGUUUUAUGAUCGAAAGUGAUGGAGAAUUGUUUACAGUGUUUGUUGGUUGUGAUGGAAGACAAGUUCAUGUUUUUAAGCUGGAUUUUUCGGAGGAGGCUUGGCAUGAGGUACAAAGCUUGGGAGAUAAAAUGGUGCACGUUAGUUACAGGUCAUCCUUCUCAGAAAAGGCUGUGGUGAGAGGAACUGGUAACAAGAUUUACUUUCCAAAGUUUUAUGGGGGCAAUGGAGUGUUCUAUUCUCUCGGUACCAGGAAAUUCCACUCCUUUGUUGGUAACUUCUCUAAGGAAGAUUUUUACGAUAUGAAAGAUAUGAAGCACUGCACCUGGAUUAAGCUGAGGCUUACGAGAGCUUGUGAUGCUGAGAUCAAAUGGUGA
This is a messenger RNA of Ilex paraguariensis (yerba mate), 588 nucleotides long. Lineage: Eukaryota; Viridiplantae; Streptophyta; Magnoliopsida; Aquifoliales; Aquifoliaceae. The record is from the annotation of a GenBank genome assembly.